CCUUCCUACAAUUCAGAAACCGCCAAUUCCAAAUUCUCCGGCAAUUUUCCAGAUCUUUCGUUACAUCCAAUUUAAUCUUGGUCAUGUGCCACCAAAAUUUGUCUGCAGUGGAAACAGAUACAGCUGUAGAGAAUCUAUUAGUAUAUUGCAAGCCUGUUGAGUUAUACAAUAUUCUUCAUCGCCGUGCUUUACACAACCCUUCAUUUCUUAGAAGAUGUCUGAAAUACAAAAUACAGGCGAGGCAUAAAAAGAGUAACUGAAGAUUUCUCUUUCCCCUUUUGCUUGAUGCAAUGUGCAAGUUUUAAGGGUCUGCGGUAUCACUUGUGCUCAUCACAAGAUUUAUUCAACUUUGACUUCUGGAGGAGUAUCAAGCUGUGAAUGUCUCUGUGAAAAUUGAUUCAUUAAUAUCUGAGGCUUUGGCAAAUGGAGUAGACCCACGAGUAGAAACUUUCUGCUUCUGGUAGGGUAUAAUUAUUUGGGUACAUCUUGCUUCUUUCAACUGCUAUGAAAUCUUCUUGCCAGAAAUAAAUUCUAUUAGCUCAAUGGUAAAAGGAAUUGCAUGUGCAGCUGAAAACCACGAAGACUUAGGUCUACAAGCCAUCUGCAGAGCGCGAAGAAUGUCAAUGUACAAUUUUUGGAGUUGGACUCUCCCAAAAUGGUCAGUGAAAGCAGCAGGCAGAAUGGAUUUCUGGAGAAUGAUGAUGGUAAUUUUUCUAGCAACCUUUUCAUUUUUAUUUUUGUCUGUCUUUAUGUUUAAUGCUAGUCUUUUAUUAAUAGUGUGGGAACUGCUAAUGCUUUACAUCUUGAAAUCACCAAUUUAAUUUUGUAACUUAUAAGUAAACAAUACUAGAAAAAUGAGUCCAUAUUUACCUUUCUUGAACAUAACUUUUGAACUCUCUGAAUGUGAGAGGGCUUUCAAGUCAAUUCCUAUUGAGAAAGUUGUGCAGAAUGGAUGGCAUGGUCGGGAAAACUAUGCCUCUGAUUAUGCUAGUACAACUGAGUGUCCUGCCCAGGUUGCAACUAGUUCUGAUGGUCCAGGAGUUUCAAUUGCAAUGGCCCAUUCUGUAACUGAUGCAGCAGCUCUUCCUGCGAAAAUAAGGAAAAUAGUGGCAGAACGAUAUGAUUCUAGGAACCCCCUGCUCCUGCUGAAACGCCAAUUCUUUCACUCACACCGAGUUCAGCCAAUGGAAAUGGACCAAGUAAUGUCUGAUAGAGACAGUGAAGACGAAGUUUAUGAUGACAUUGCUGAUCUUGAAGAUCGCAGGAUGCUUGAUGAUUUUGUGGAUGUUAGCAAAGAUGAGAAGCAGCUUAUGCAUCUUUGGAACUCAUUUGUUAGAAAGCAAAGGGUUCUGGCUGAUGGUCACGUUUCCUGGGCAUGUGAGGCUUUCUCUAAACACCACGGGCCGGAUUUGGUCCAAUCACCUGCUCUGUUUUGGUGUUGGAAGUUAUUCAUGAUAAAACUUUGGAAUCAUGGUCUUCUUGAUGCCUGCGUAAUGAACUGUAACUUAAUACUUCAGACAUGCCAAAAUGAGAGAUCGGAUGCUACGAAGAGCUGAAAUAUUAUGAAACGUCAAAUGGAGCCCAUUUUUCUCCCAUGAUUUGGUCACAAUAUUCUUGCUGGAAAUUGGUUCUUAAAUAAUUCAUUCUCCAGGUAUUGCGGUCAUGAGGAGUGCAAUUUUAUUUUGAAAACAAAA
Hibiscus syriacus is the source of this 1694-nucleotide messenger RNA. Its product is annotated as polycomb group protein VERNALIZATION 2-like. Bases 855 to 1556 code for a protein of 233 amino acids. Gene Ontology annotation, molecular function: chromatin DNA binding. The transcript has 13 exons. The record is from RefSeq and is a predicted model, not a curated record. Lineage: Eukaryota; Viridiplantae; Streptophyta; Magnoliopsida; Malvales; Malvaceae. Gene Ontology annotation, cellular component: nucleus.